CUUGUCAUAUUCAGUCCAGCUACUGCGGUCUGACAUUGACUGCCUGAUCCUCUCCCGUCCUAUGCAUUUAUUUGACUGUCAAGAAUCACUUUAUGGGUGUUUCUCUUUUUUAUUUUCUCUCUCACUCUUUCCCUCUGAUGACUCAUAUGUCUAGGAUGAUUUAAGUUUACGGACUGCAUCUUGCCUUGCCACAAAAAGCACAAACCCGACUUACCAACUAUUACUGUCCAUCCGAAACCGCCUCGAGGCUCGACCUUGCUCUCAGUCGUGCCUGGGUAGCUCAACAUCAGCCUCGACAACAUCCCCUCGAGCGUCGGACCUAAUCGUCAUAUUCAUCAUCGUGUCGCAUAAUUGCGCUUCGGUUACAGCUCUAUACGUUUUACUCCUUCUGGGCAAAUCGACCUUUAUCGACUCUGACGACAUCGCGUCGAACCCCUCGAGACUGACCCCGCCUCCAUCACCAGCACCUCCGUUGAACCGCCAUCCAUCUUCGCUUUUUAGCCCACCAUGGCCGCAAAGAUGGGUGCCCCGAGUCAAAUGCCCCCGAUACCUAACAGAGAGGAUAUUGGGGCAACGUGAGUAGCCUUGUGCAUGUUUAGACUAUCAAGACUGACUCGAACAGAUGGACCUAUCUACAAGCUGGUAUCUCACGCGUCAUGAACGAUCUCGAGCAGGGUAUCGACAUGCAAAUGUACAUGGGCGUCUACACCGCUGUCCAUAAUUUCUGUACAUCCCAAAAAGCAGUUGGCAUGACUGGCCCUGCUAUGCACAGUAACCACAGAGGCGCACAUCUGCUAGGGGAAGAACUCUACAACAAGCUCAUUGAUUACCUCCAGCAUCAUCUCGAUAGCCUUGUGAAUGAAAGCAAGGCCCACACCGACGAGGCGCUGCUCGCUUUCUAUAUCAAAGAAUGGGGGCGUUACACAGUUGCCGCCAAAUAUAUCCACCAUCUCUUUCGCUAUCUCAAUAGACAUUGGGUCAAGCGAGAAAUUGAUGAGGGGAAGAAGAAUAUCUACGAUGUCUACACACUGCAUCUUGUGCAAUGGAGGAAGGAGCUAUUCGAAAAGGUCAGUGAUAAGGUUAUGGAUGCGGUGCUUAAGCUUGUGGAGAAGCAAAGGAACGGCGAGACCAUCGAACACGGCCAAAUCAAGCAAGUCGUGGAUUCCUUUGUCUCUCUGGGACUGGAUGAAGCAGACCCCUCCAAGUCAACCCUUGAUGUCUACCGCUAUCAUUUCGAGCGUCCUUUCCUCAUUGCUACCAAAGAGUUUUACGUGGCAGAGUCUAAGCAAUUUGUUGCCGAGAACAGCGUCGUGGAAUACAUGAAGAAGGCGGAGGCUCGCCUGUCUGAGGAGGAGGAGCGCGUUCGCAUGUACCUGCAUCAAGACAUCGCCAUUCCUCUUAAGAAGACUUGCAAUCAAGCUCUUAUCGCCGAUCACUCCAGUCUUCUUCGGGAAGAGUUCCAGGUGCUUCUGGAUAACGACCGUGAAGAGGAUAUGGCACGAAUGUACAACCUUCUUUCGAGAAUCCCCGACGGCCUCGAACCGCUUAGAGCCCGUUUUGAGACACACGUGAGAAAGGCCGGUCUCGCUGCUGUGCAGAAGGUCCAAUCGUCAGAGGGCGAUAAGCUUGAACCAAAGGUUUACGUCGACGCUCUGCUCGAAAUUCACACCCAGUACCAAGGCCUUGUGAAGAGAGCUUUCAAUGAUGAGCCAGAGUUUACACGUUCUCUUGAUAACGCCUGCAGGGAGUUUGUCAAUCGGAACGAAGUUUGCAAGGCUGGAUCCAACAAAUCGCCCGAACUUCUAGCUAAAUACACUGAUGUCCUGCUCAGAAAGAGCAGCACCAGUAUUGAAGAGGCAGAAUUGGAACGUACUCUGAGUCAGAUCAUGACAGUUUUUAAGUACAUUGAGGACAAGGAUGUCUUCCAGAAGUUCUAUUCGCGGAUGCUGGCCCGGCGUUUGGUGCAUAGCAACUCCUCUUCAGAUGACGCUGAGACUAGCAUGAUCAGCAAACUAAAAGAGGCGUGCGGUUUCGAAUACACGAACAAACUUCAGCGUAUGUUCCAGGAUAUGCAAAUUUCUAAGGACUUGAAUAAAGAUUUCCGCGAGCAUCUUGAAGGCGUCGAAUACACCAAGGCCGUUGAUUCAACUUUCUCGAUUCUGGGAACUGGAUUCUGGCCAUUGACGGCACCGAGCACUGACUUCAACCCGCCUCCCGAGAUUGCGGCCGAGAUCGAGCGCUUUAUCCGCUUCUACAAGCAUAAGCAUGACGGGCGUAAGCUCACGUGGUUGUGGCAUCUUUGCAAGGGCGAGAUCAAAGCUGGCUAUUGCAAGGCCAGCAAGACUCCGUACACCUUCCAGGUCUCGAUUUACCAGAUGGCCAUUCUCCUCCUUUUCAACGAGAAGGACACUUACAGCUACGAGGAUAUGCUCAGUGCCACUCAACUGAGCAAGGAAGUUUUGGACCAGGCCCUCGCUGUUAUUCUGAAGGCCAAGGUACUCAUCAUGUCUGGCGCGGCCGGUGAGAAGCCAGGAGCCGGUAAAUCCUUCAAAUUAAACUACGACUUCAAGAGCAAAAAGAUCAGGGUGAACUUGAACCUCGGUGGUGUGAAGGAGGCGAAGCAGGAGGAGGCCGAGACAAACAAGACAAUUGAGGAAGACCGAAAACUGGUCCUCCAAUCUGCCAUCGUCCGAAUCAUGAAGGCUCGUAAGAAGAUGAAACACACCCAGCUCGUAAGCGAGACCAUCAACCAAAUCCGCUCGCGAUUUGUUCCAAAGGUCGGCGAUAUCAAGAAAUGCAUUGAAAUCCUACUAGACAAGGAGUAUCUGGAGCGUUUGGAAGACGACGAGCUAGGUUACCUAGCUUAAACCUUUAGCUAAGUGGUAUUGGCUCGAGGUCAAGUCGGAGAGCUUCAUCCCAGCCUCCGCAUAUCGCGAUUAUCAAGCCCGAUUUAUUAUGUAUUUCCCGGGGGCAUAGAUAUCCGGGGCUUUCGGCGGUUAUGAGCGUCUCUACUUUCUUAAUUCCUUCGGCGUGGUAAGAGAGUCUGACGGGCAGACAUGAUGAGAAAUGGGGCUUGGUAAACAAUAGAUGAUCAGCAAUUUGAGCAUGUGGCUACCUCUCCCUCGACCCUCCCUAAGUUUCUUUCUACGUGUUCAUUCACUUAUUUAUUCUCUAUGUUUUGGGUCUUGAUGAUUUGGUACCUUGGGCGGGGAGAAAGUUGUUUGCAAAGGAAGAAUCAGUUGGCUUGGGAUCAGGGACUGGCUGCAAAAAGGGCUCUGUAGAAAUGGACUGCUGAAAGAAAUAAAAAGGUCUCAGCGGACAAGUUAUAAAAACAGUGCAUGUAAAGGACUUAUUUAAAGUGAAACUAUUAGCCAUUUCGAUCUUUCUAUACUGUAAUAUUGCAUGGCUCGUUCAAUAU
Molecule: messenger RNA, 3418 nt
Organism: Fusarium odoratissimum NRRL 54006
Lineage: Eukaryota; Fungi; Ascomycota; Sordariomycetes; Hypocreales; Nectriaceae
Product: Cullin 1
Exons: 4
Coding region: 657-2867 (736 amino acids)
Biological process (GO): SCF-dependent proteasomal ubiquitin-dependent protein catabolic process; protein ubiquitination
Cellular component (GO): SCF ubiquitin ligase complex
Molecular function (GO): ubiquitin protein ligase binding
Source: RefSeq, a predicted model, not a curated record